AUGGACCCCUUUUCAGGCGAAGGCGAACUCCUCACCAUAACUACCCAUUUCCACACCCACGCCUACACCAAAGUCCUCGAGUACGACACCAGCCCCCUCUCCCCACCAAACCGUAGCAUCGCACGGAUCCUCCAACAUCGUUCCCGCAUCGCCCUCGGCCAAUCCAGGCAGGUUCUCUCCCAACUCUCCUCCGCCAAAGAUGCGGCCUCGCAAGCCAUCCAGGCGCUUGCGCACCAAAGUCUCGGAAACGACAAGGGUGUAGAGCUGGCGAGGGAGCUGGCGGAGACAGACGGAGAGGACAGUGUGGUACAAGUCGUGUGUGGCACGGUGCUUGCAGCGGCCGGAGAGUAUGAGAAGGCAGUCGAAUUGCUGGGGAAGCAUCAGGGGAAUCUGGAAGCCGUCGCACUCCUCACGCAGAUCUAUCUGCUGCAAAACCGCACCGACCUCGCCCUCAAGGAAGUCCAAGCCGCCAAGCGAUGGGCACAGGACAGUCUGCUCAUCAACCUGGCCGAAGCCUGGCUCGGACUUCGAGUCGGCGGCGACAAAUACCAAUCGAGCUACUACAUCUACGAAGAGCUGGCCUCGACCCCGAGCACCACCACCGCCUCCUCCCUCGUCGCCCAGGCCGUCGCAGACAUGCAUCUGAACCGCCUGCCGGAGGCGGACGCCACGCUGCAGCAGGCGCUCGAGCUCGAUCCGCACGAUGCGCACGCGCGCGCGAAUCAAGUGGUGCUGGCGUGCCUGAUGGGCAGGAAGAGGCCGGACGUGGAGGGCUUGGUUGCCGGCUUGAGCGAUGUGGAUGACGGCCACCCUUUGGUAAGGGGCUUGGGCGAGAUGGAGGCAAGGUUCGAUGAGGCCGCCGGCCGGUAUCAGGCCAGGGUGGCGGCUGGUUGA
Endocarpon pusillum Z07020 is the source of this 894-nucleotide messenger RNA. RefSeq lists its product as uncharacterized. Gene Ontology annotation, cellular component: COPI vesicle coat. Gene Ontology annotation, biological process: endoplasmic reticulum to Golgi vesicle-mediated transport; retrograde vesicle-mediated transport, Golgi to endoplasmic reticulum; intra-Golgi vesicle-mediated transport. The coding region runs from base 1 to 894 and encodes 297 amino acids. The record is from RefSeq and is a predicted model, not a curated record. The transcript is spliced from 4 exons. Lineage: Eukaryota; Fungi; Ascomycota; Eurotiomycetes; Verrucariales; Verrucariaceae. Gene Ontology annotation, molecular function: structural molecule activity; protein binding.